Messenger RNA from Anguilla anguilla (European eel), 12143 nucleotides. RefSeq names its product lysosomal-trafficking regulator-like. Gene Ontology annotation, cellular component: cytosol; membrane. Lineage: Eukaryota; Metazoa; Chordata; Actinopteri; Anguilliformes; Anguillidae. The transcript has 54 exons. Bases 399 to 11867 code for a protein of 3822 amino acids. The record is from RefSeq and is a predicted model, not a curated record. Gene Ontology annotation, molecular function: protein kinase binding. Gene Ontology annotation, biological process: intracellular protein localization.
UAAUUGAAUACUGACAUUGUCUUCGCUGUGCCUAAACCUGAAACAGAAUGACAUGUAGUUUAUUGAAUGAGAUUGUGGAACUCGAUAAAAUGCAGAACUUUGCACAGUUUCAUUGACAUCUCAUAGUAUUGGGCUGUCUAGUUUGCUCGCAGAAAUUCAUUGGAACAUUAACAGCUAACGUUUGCGAGCUAGCAAGCUGACUACUUGGACUGUCUGUGUACUUCGCUAGCUGGCGAGAUCGGAGCCUGUCGGGGAUGUUUUCGUAAGGACAAGACACCGAGAAUACUUAACGUCACCCUUAAGCAAAAACUGUUCCCCGCGGCCAACCACUACACUACCUUUGAUGAAGAGCGAUAUACUCCACCGAUUUCUUUCUGGUGACUGGAGUUUAUCCCAAAAUGGCCAGCCGCCACCUGGCUAAUCUGUCCCACGCGUGGGAGAAGUACGUCGAAUCCAGGGCACGUGGAGCCGAUCCAAAGGUCACUCUGCAGCGUCUGGAGCACUUCCUGUCCUUGUUCCACUGGGCCCGGCACCUCCAGGGCCCCGACAACAAGGAUGUGCUCAAGUUCUGCUCCGAUAUGAGCGGGGCCAGUAACACGCUCGCGCGGGAGUUCCUGACGGACGUGCACCAGCUGUGCAGCGCGGUGGCGCAGCGCGCCGAGGAAGAGGAGGAGGAAGAGGAGAGCCACAUGCUGGUGCUGGGGGAGUACCUGGUGAAGGGCCAGGGAUACCUGCUCCUCAGCACGCUCGAGUCCGUCAUAGACCAGGAGCUGACCUGUAGAGAGGAGCUGCUCACGCUGCUGCUGUCCCUCUUGCCGCUGGUCUGGAGAAUACCUGUGCAGGAGGAGAGAGCGCCAGAUUUCACAUUGCCUCUGAUCGCCGACGUCUUCUUCAUCCGCGAGGGCAGGGGAGUGCCUCCCAUAAGACCGGCGGGGCAGGAGAGGGAGGCCGCUGACCCACAGGAUGCUGGGAAACGUAGUUCGGGCAGCUGGAAGGCUCGGCGGCAGCGGCGGGCGGCCCAGCGCUACUCCGUGAGAGAUGCGCGCAGGUCCCAGCUCUCCACCUCCGACUCGGACGCCAACUCCGACGACAAGUCCGGCGGCCCCGGCGCGAAGCACCGCCGCGCGCACGGCCCGGCGAACGUCCCGGCCAACUGCCACCAACCCACGCCGCCCGCCGACGCCAUGAGCGCCCUGGAGAGGGCCGAGCCGCAGCCCCGCCCCCCGCGGCUCUUCGGCGGCCCCCAGGGGCCCGGCUCCUCGUCCCACGCGGAGGCCCCCGGCGAACCCGCCGCCCUCUCGGCCGUGGUGCGCUCCGACAACUCGCCCUUUGACCUCUGCCGCGUGCUGCUGUCCCUGCUGGAGAAGGUGUGCAAGUUCGACACGGCGCUCAACCACAACCCGGGGCUGGCCGUGGGCGUGGUGCCCGUGCUCACCGAGAUGCUGACCGAAUUCGGGGACUGCUGCGGGCCGGGGGGCGGGGCCGGGGGCGGGGCCGUGGACCUGGCCCGCGGCUGGACGGAGGAGCCCGUCGCCCUGGUCCAGCGGAUGCUCCUGCGCUCCGUGCUGCACCUGAUGUCCCUGGGCGUCGGCCAGGGGGAGGCGCUGCCGGACCACCUGCGGCAGAACCUGGCGGACCUGCUGCGGGCCACCCUGAAGAUCCGCAGCGGCCUGGAGCGGCAGGCCGACCCCUUCGCCCCGCGGCCCAAACGGACCGUGCAGGAGGUGCGGGACGACUUCUCCUUCUCCCGGAGGCUCCACCGCGCCCUCCUGCUGCCGGAGCUCCUGGAGGGGGUCCUGCGGGUCCUGCUGGGGUGCCUCCAGGCCUCCGCGCCCAACCCCUUCUUCCUGGGCCAGGCGGUGGAGCUGGUGCAGGAGUUCGUCCGCCACCGCGGGCUGGAGCUGCUGGAGGCGGCCGUGCUGGGCCUGGAGGCCCCCGGGGGCCCCCGGGACCCGGCGGUGGAGGCCCAGGCCGGGGACCGGGCCCGGGCGCUGGUGGGCGGGGUGGUGCGCAUCGUCAGCGCGGUGAAGAAGGCCAAGGCGGAGCAGCUGCACCAGUCGGUGUGCGCGCGGCGGCGCCACCGCCGCUGCCAGUACUCCCACUUCCUGCACCACCACCGCGACCUCUCGGGCCUGCCCGUCUCCGCCUUCCGCCGGGCCUCCCGCCGCAACCCCUUCGAGGACGAGGAGGGCGAGGGGGCGGAGGAAGAGGAGGAGGGGACGCCGUACCCCGAGCGCUGCUGCUGCCUGGCGGCCUGCUGCCACCGCUGCCUGCGCCUCCUCCAGCGCCUCCCCGCCGGGGGGCCCGCCUCCCUGGAGAUCCUGGCGGGCCUGCAGGCGGUGGGGGUGUGCUGCUGCAUGGACCCCCGCUGGGUGGUGGGGCCCCUGCUGGCCGCGUUCCGGGCCCCGGGCCUGCGCCCCUACCAGGCCCACGUGCUGGCCGUCCUGUCCCGGCUCGUCCUGGAGCAGCUGGGCGGCGGGCAGCUCUCCGAAAGGGCCCGGCAGGCCGCCUGCAACAUCUGCUCCGUGGACAGCGGCAGCCUGCUCCCCGGCCUGAGGGAGGCGCUGGGGGGCCCCGCCGGCCCCGCCCCCUCCCCCUCCCCCGCCUCUCUGGGCCCCGCCUGCCGAGGCCAGGCCCAGGGCGUGCUGGCCGACCGGGAGGCGGACGACGCCCUGUGGAAGUGGGAGGCGCUGCGGGCGUACCAGGAGCUGGCGUUCGGGGAGGACCCGCAGCUCGCCCUGCAGACGGCCGGGCACGUGUGCCAGCUGGUCGUCCGGGGCAACGCGGCGGUGCAGUGGCAGCUGUACACCCACGUCUUCGGGCCCGCCCUGCAGAGGGGCGUCGACCUGGCCCACUGCGCCCACGAGCUGGGCGGCUCCGCCCCGCCCCCCGCCCAGGCCCUGCCCGUGGAGGUGCUGCAGGUGUACCUGCAGACCCUACCUGCGCUGCUCAAGUCCAGGCUGAUCCGGGACCUGUUCCUCAGCUGUAACGGGCUGAACCAGGUGACCGAGCUGAUGCACCUGGACCAGGUGCGCUCGUCCGCGCUGAAGGUGUUCGAGACGCUCAUCCUCAGCCUGGGGGCGGAGCAAGGGCCGGAGGGGGAGGAGCCCGAGGCGGAGCUGGACUCGGGGGCCCGGGGGACCGGAGAGGGCCCGCAGAGCCUCAGCAAGUUCUACGAGGGCCUGAAGGAGGCCUGCCCGAGGCAGAGGGGCUGCAAAUCCGGGGCGGGGCACGGCAGGGGCGGGGCCGGGGCCCACCUGAACGCCAUCAACCUCUUCCUGUGCGUGGCCUUCCUGUGCGUGAGCAAGGAGGCGGACUCGGACCGCGACUCGGCCAACGACUCGGAGGACACCUCGGGCUACGACAGCACGGCCAGCGAGCCGCUGGGGGCGCGGCUGCCCCGCCUCUCGCCCGACAGCGUGGCCCUGCCCUCGCGGGAGCAGGUGCGCCGGGCCGCCGACGUCUGGGCCGUCUGCCGGGGCAUCUACCUCUCCAGCGCCGUCUUCCAGAGGCAGUUCCACAAGCUGGGCGGCCUGGAGGCCUGCUCCCGACUGCUGGCCAUGGUCAUCCAGAAGCUGGCCUCAAAGACCAAGGAGGGAAAGGGGAAGAAGAAGAGGGAGGCGAAGGGGAGACCGGCGGGGCCGGCGCACCACGACCCCCCCGGCCUCGAUCCGGCGCCGGGCCAGGGCGAGGCGGACCCUCCGGAGCCCAGGGGCAAAGACCCAGCCAGGAGGCUGGAGGAGGAGUGGCCUCUGCAGAGCAUCCGGCUCCUGGAGGCCCUGCUGUCAAUCUGCCUGCACAGCUCCGCCUCCAGCCUGCAGAGCGUCGACCCUCAGCUCUCCUUCCAGCUGCAGUCUGUGGAGGAGACCGUGGGGGAGGUGAGGGACCAGUUGUCCCGCUCGGGGGUGGUGACCUCUGACCUGGCCGUCCCGCUCUUCGACUCCCUGCUCCGCGUGGCUCUGGCCGAAACCCGCGCCGGGCCGGACGCCCCGGAGGAGAGGAUCGACCGGCAGAAGCUCCAUUCAGACGAGGGGGCGGUGCCUGCGCCCGAGAGCCUAUCGCAGGACGCGGACGAUCCGGAGGAGCGCGUGAUCUGGCUGCCGGGGGAGGAGGGGUACGAGGCCGACAGCGAGAGCAACCUGGAGUGCACCGCCAACCGGGAAGAAGGUGCCGGAGCGGAGGCGGGGCCAGCGGCGGAGCGAGCGCUGGGGACGGGGCCGGAAGGUUCCGGAAGCCGGGAGCUCCUCUACCCGGAAAUCUGCGCCAUGGAGCUGCAGCUACUGUCUGCCGGCGGGGCGGAGCCCGAGGUGCUGACCCACGUCUUCAAGAGUCUUCUGGAGACGGUCCGGGCCAACCCCCACAACGCCGCGCUGCUCUACGGACAGGGUGCUGUGAAGACCAUUUUGGGGGGCUUUCAGUCCAUCCUGAGCCAGACAGACUCCCCCUCUGAAGAAUGCCAGGCCGUGCUGGUGGAGCUGCUGGUUGCCAUGGUGAGCGUACGCAUCACUGCGGAGGAGCUGGCCCUGCUCGUCCGGCUGUUCCUGGAGAAGGCCCCGCCCACGGAGAUCCUCUUGAAUGGGCUGCUGCGCAUCGUGGAGGCCAACAUGGACAUGGAGCCGCUGCACUUCCUGUCUUUCCCCCUGUGUCCUCCAGGGGGCGCCCCCAGCCCCGGUGGCGGCGGCGGCUCCUCCUCGCUCUCCCCGGGUCCCAGACCGAGCGGGGCGGGGGGCGGCAGGGCCGCGGGGCAGGGUCGGAGAGGGGGGAAGCUGUCCCCGGGCGAGGGGGCAGAGACCCCCCUACACCUGCUGACCUCGCCCUGGCACGUGGCCCCCAUCCACCUGCCCCUGGUGGGGCAGAACUGCUGGCCCCACAUGGCCGACGGGUUCAGCACCUCGCUCUGGAUGCGGCCCCGGGGCUGGGCAGAUGACGAGGGGCUCGCAGAGAAGGGCAGGAGGCUCAGGAGGAGGGCCGGAGUGCUCCGGGACAGCAGUGUGGACAGUUUAGAGGGAGGGAAGCAUCUGGGAUUGGACAGCCUGCCCCCGGCUGGUUCGGGGGACCCCCUGGUGGAGGAGGGGUAUCUCCACGUGGUCUCCAUGGGCUCCAAGGCCCUGAUGCUCCAGGUGUGGGCUGACCUGAGCACCGGCACCUUCACCUUCAGGAUGUGCAUCGACCCUAACGACGAGAUGAGGGCGGGGCUCCUGGCGCAGGUGGAGUCUCCGAAGGGCCUGCUGGAGCCGGACAGGUGGCAGCACCUGGCCUUCACCUACUCCCAGCAUGCCGAGGGGAAGAAGCACGUCCAGGGGACGCUGGCGCUCUGGGUGUGCGGCGUGAGGAGGUGCGAGGUCUCCCUGGACUACACGCUCCCCAGGAGGUCCAGCCUCUCAUCUGACAGCAACAAGACCCUGUGCAUGCUGGGACAUCACGCCCACACGGCGGAGGACCUGGCGAGGCUGGGGGGUCGCUGGGACAUCGGCAGCCUGCUGCUUUUCAAUGGGUCCAGAGUGGGCUCGGAGGAGGCCUUCUACCUGUACGCCAGCGGCCCCGACUUCACCUCCAUCAUGCCCUGCAAGUACGGCAAGCCCAAGGAAAAGUUCUCCAAGUACGUCACACGGGACGGCCUGCAGUGCGAGCAGGUCCGCCACCUCCUGAUGAAGAACAAGGAGGUGGACACCAGCCCGCUAAUCGAGAGCCUGGCUGUGGUGUACGCCCCCAGCUGCCCGGGACAGUACACCAUCUACGAGCCCAUCAUCCGGCUGAAGGGCCAGGCCAAGAUGGUGGCCACGCAGCGGCCCUUCAGCUCCAAGGAGACGCAGAGCUGCUCCCUGGAGCCCCAGUUCCUCCGGGCCCUGCGCCCCGCCGAGCCCCUGGGCCUGCAGAGCGUCCUGCACAAGAUCGGCGGCACAGGGACCUUCGUCUUCCUCUUCGCUCGGGUAGUGGAGCUCACUGACUGUGAGAGGACCCAGGCCCUGGCCCUGCAGGUGCUCCUGUCUCUGGUGAAGUACAACCAGCACCGGGUCCACGAGAUGGAGAGCUGCCACGGGUUCUCCAUGAUCCACCAGGUCCUCAUCAAGUCCAAGUGCAUCGUGGGAUACCACAUGCUCAAGACCCUGCUGGACGGCUGCUGCAGUGGGCAGCUCCUGGCCCUGGGGGAGGACGGGGAGUUCCACCUGGACACGGACUCCAGCGCCGUGGUGCAGGACCUCAGGCUGAUGUCCGAGAUCCUGCUGGACUGGAAGAUCUGGGCCAAGGCUCAGAGCGGCGUUUGGGAGACCCUGUUGGCGGCGCUGGAGGUGCUGAUCCGGGUCCACCACCCCCAGCAGAUGUACAACAUCCGGCAGCUCCUCAACGCCCAGGUGGUCCAUCGCUUCCUGCUCACCUGCCAGGUGCUCCAGGAGCACCGGGACGAGCACCUGUUCUCCAUCCCCCAGGAGGUCUGCCUCUCCUUCAUCAAGAUCAUACAGGAAGUUCUGGGGUCCCCGCCUGACCUGGACCUCCUACGCCUGGUUUACAACUUCCUACUGGCUGUGCACCCCCCAACCAACACCUACGUUUGCCACACCCCCAGCAACUUCUACUUCUCCCUGCACAUUGACGGUAAGCUGUACCAGGAGAAGGUGCAGUCGCUCAUGUUCCUGAGGAACUCCAGCAGCGGGGGGCGGUCGGCGGGCAGCUCGGUGGUCUCCCUGUCUCCCACCGGCUUCACAGAGCCCCUCCCUGAAGAUUUGGCUCUGAACCACACCCCAGAGCCGGAGGGAGGGGGUCAGUCGCUGAGGCCCCCCAAUUUCACCCCCUCGCCCUGCUGCUCCCCGCCGCACCCCGCCGAGGGGGCGGAGCCGGGGCCGGCGACGCCACGGCAACGGGCCCAGCAGGGCAGCACGGAGACGCUGAGGCGGAGCGGCGAGGAGCCGCUCCUGAGCAGCUGCGAGUCGGCCAAGACGCUGUGCGACUCCUGCCCCCCGAACACGCCCUCCAUCAGCGUGGAGGAGGAGCCGGAGGAGGAGGGGGAGGAGCCCGAGGGCCGGGCGCCGGGGGAGGCGGGGCCGGAGAGCCCCGGCGACGGGAGCGGCGAGGAGCGCUCGGACUCGGCCGGCGACGAGGCCCUCCGUCGGCCCGACAGCCUGAAGGGGAUCCAGUCCUUCCAAAGGAGCCAGAGCAACCUGGCCAGCCUGGGGCUGGCCUUCCCCGCGCAGAACGGCAGCCUGGCCAUCGGCCGCUGGCCCAGCCUGGCCGACCGCGCCAGCGCCCUGCCUGAGGACUGGGAGAGCUACACCUUCUCCCCCGGCUACGAGAGGGCCCGCAGCAAGGCCGACUCCACCGACAGAUCGUGUGCAGAGGACUGCUUGGUGCUGGUGUGCUGUGGUCUGUAUGACCUGUUGAGGGGUGUCCUGCUGCUCCUCCCUGACCUCAUGCUGGAGGAGGUGAUGGACAGGCUGGUCCAGCCUGAGGCGCUGAUCGUCCUGGUCAACCACUCCUCCCCGCUCAUCCAGCAGGGCGUGAUGAAGCUCCUGGACGCCUACUUCAGCCGCGCAGUGAAGGAGCAGAAGGAGAGGUUCCUGAAGAACCACGGCUUCUCCCUGCUGGCCAACCAGCUCUACAUCCACCAGGGCAGCCAGGGCCUGCUGGAGAGCUUCCUGGAGAUGCUGUUCGGCCGGCCUGUGGGCCUGGAGGAGGACCUGGACAUGGAGGACAUGGACAACAUUAACCCGUUCAGGAAGCGCUGCAUCAUCCCGGUGCUGGGGCUGAUAGAGAACUCUCUGUACGCGAGCUCGCUGGUGCACAACGCCCUGUGCGUCCUGCAGCAGCUGCUCAACACCUGCCCCAAGCUGGGGGACAUCCUGCUGGACCACGGCCUGCUCUACGUGCUCCUCAACACGUUGGCCACCCUCAACGGCCUGGAGAACGGAAUUCCUCUGGACGACUACAAGCUCCUGGUUUGCGCCAUCCAGCAGCUUCUGGUGGCUGUGACCAUCCACUCCUGCAGCUCCUCGGGGUCCCAGUACUUCCGCAUCAUCGAGGACCUGAUCACCCUGCUGGGCCACCUGCAGACCAGCAAGAUUUGCCGCACGCAAGAAAUGGCAGUGGCCCUGCAGUUUCGGGUCCUCCAAUCAGCCAUAGAGUACAUCCGGAGCACGGCCAAUCAGGACCCUCAGAAGCUGGGCAGCUCCGUGCAUCUGUCCACCCCGCCCCACCAUGCCCUCCAACAGAAACGCAAGAGCAUCGCAGGCCGGCGCAGGUUCUCCCUGGUGCCGUCGGACUCCCUGCUGACGCGCAUGCGCUCGGUGGCGGGCGACGAGCUGACGCAGAUGAUGCAGCGGCGCAUGAGCCAGGAGAACCCCAUCAGGGCCAGCGAGUCCGAGCUCGUCCAGCGCCUGCAGCGCCUGGUGGUGCUGGCCGUCAACCGCCUCGUCUACCAAGACGUGAGCCAGGAUCUGUUUGAUCUGCUGAACAUUCCGGAAUCCCCCUCCCACCGCUCGGCUCCCAGCAGCCCCCGGGAGGCGGGCAGCGAGGAGAACGGAGCCCCGCCCCCUCCCGCCAACAUCAGGGGCUUCCAGAAGGAGGUCCUCAAACUCAUGAUGGAGGGCAUUAAGGUCGGCCUGGUGAGUGCGCGAGGCGGGUCCAGCAGGGGCGGGGCCCCGCGGCAGCAGUGGAGGCGGAUCCUCUGGUCGUGCCGGGACACGUUCCGGCUGCAGAUUGGCCGGCUGCUGGUGCACAGCCUGAGCCCCGCCCGGCCGCUGGAGGACCGGCGGCAGGCGCUGGAGUUCGUGUUCGAGCCCAGCCACCCGGACAUCCUGCGGGAGAGCAUCAGCCCCAGCCUGGAGCACGGGCCCAAGCUGGCCCUCUACCUGUACCUGCUCCUGCAGGAGCACAAGGCCAGCCUCACCAAGGAGGAGCAGAUGGCGGGGAGCGUGUUCAUGACCUCCCUCAAGCUCUGCGGCCACCGCUGCCUCCCCCUGAACGCCCCGCCCAAACCCGACCUGGUCAAAACCAUGAAAGAGGAGCAGUUGAAAUACGAGGCGGACGAAGGUGCAAACAAGUCAUCGUGGGAGAAGAAGAUGGUGAACACUCAAAAGAGUCUGUUGCAGAGGCUGGAGGGGAAGUCGAAGGACAUCUCCAAGAUGGCGGCGGACGUCACGCAGAACGUGUCGCUGCGGCAGGGCAUGGAGAGGAAGAAGGUGAUCCAGCACAUCCGCGGCCUGUACAAGGUGGACCUGAGCGCCAGCCGCCACUGGCAGGAGCUGGUUCAGCAGCUCACCCACGACCGGGCUGUGUGGUACGACCAGGCCUCCUACCCCACGUCCUGGCAGCUGGACCCAACGGAGGGGCCCAACCGGGAACGCCGGCGUCUGCAGAGGUGCUACCUCACCAUCCCGAACAAGUACCUGCUCAAAGACCGGAGGAAACCAGAGGAGCCUGAGCAGGCCCCCCUGUCCUUCCUGUUUGAGGACAAAACGCACUCGUCCUUCUCCUCCACCGUGAAGGACAAGGCCACCAGCGAGCCAAUCAGGUUCACCCGGAGGUGCAUCAGUGUGGCCCCGUCCAGAGAGACCGCAGGGGAGCUGCUGCUCGGAAAGUCAGGGAUGUAUUUUGUUGAAGACAAUGCCGCUGACUCCCAUGACAGUCAGAGCCCUCACGGGGAGACGGAGGCCGCCUCCUUCUCCUGGACCUAUGAGGAGGUGAAGGAGGUGCACAAGCGCUGGUGGCAGCUGAGGGACAAUGCUGUGGAGAUCUUUCUCACAAACGGGAGAACCCUGCUCCUGGCCUUCGACACCACCAAGUUCCGUGACGACGUCUACCACAACAUCCUGACCUCUGACCUGCCCAACCUGCUGGAGUACGGUAACAUCACGGCACUGACGCACCUGUGGGGCUCGGGUCAGAUCUCCAACUUCGAGUACCUGACGCACCUCAACAAGCACGCAGGCCGCUCCUUCAACGACCUCAUGCAGUACCCCGUCUUCCCCUUCAUCCUGAGCGACUACACCAGCGAGACCCUGGAUCUGCACGACACCGCCAUCUACAGGAACCUGAGCAAACCCAUCGCUGUGCAGUCUAAGGAGAAGGAGGACCGAUAUGUGGACAACUACAAGUACCUGGAGGAGGAGUUUCGGAAGGGGGUUCGGGAGGACGACCCCAUGCCCCCCGUGCAGCCCUACCACUACGGCUCCCACUACUCCAACAGCGGCACCGUCCUGCACUUCCUGGUCCGGAUGCCCCCCUUCACCAAGAUGUUCCUGGCCUAUCAGGAUCAGAGUUUCGAUAUCCCGGACCGGACGUUCCACUCCAUGAACACCACAUGGCGCCUUUCCUCCUAUGAGUCCAUGACGGACGUCAAGGAGCUGAUCCCAGAGUUCUUCUAUCUGCCCGAGUUCCUGGUCAACAGAGAAGGCUUCGACUUUGGGGUGCGGCAGAACAGCGAGCGGGUGAACCACGUGAACCUGCCGCCCUGGGCCCGGAACGACCCGCGGCUCUUCAUCCUGAUCCACCGGCAGGCGCUGGAGUCGGACCAGGUGUCCCAGACGCUGUGCCAGUGGAUCGACCUGGUCUUCGGCCUCAAGCAGAAGGGCAAGGCCGCCGUGCAGGCCAUCAACGUCUUCCACCCGGCGACGUACUUUGGCGUGGACGUGUCGGCGGUGGAGGACCCCGUGCAGCGGCGGGCCCUGGAGACCAUGAUUAAGACGUACGGGCAGACCCCCCGGCAGCUCUUCAGCGCGUCCCACCUCAACCGGCCCGGCCCCCGCCUGCUCAUGGAGGGGGAGCUGCCCGCCGCCAUGGGCCUCCUGGUGCAGCUGGCCUUCCGCGAGACCAGGGAGCACGCCAAGGAGGUGGUGUACCCGAGCCCCCUGCCUUGGAUAAAAGGUCUGAAGUGGGGGGAGUAUGUGGGGUCCCCCAGCGCCCCGGACCCCGUGGUGUGCUUCAGCCAGCCCCACGGAGAGCGGUUCGGCUCCCUGCUCGCCCUCCCCACCAGGGCCGUCUGCGGCCUGUCCCGCAACUUCUGCCUCAUGAUGAUCUACAGCAAGGAGCAAGGCGUGCGGAGCAUGCACAGCACAGACAUCCAGUGGUCGGCCAUCUUGAGCUGGGGCUACGCCGACAACAUGCUGCGGCUGAAGAGCAAGCAGAGCGAGCCGCCAAUCAACUUCAUCCAGUGCUCCCAGCUGCACCAGGUGACCAGUUGCGCCUGGGUACCGGACAGCUGCCAGCUGUUCACAGGCAGCCGGUGCGGAGUCAUCACAGCCUACUGCAGCCGCUUCACCAACAGUACACCCUUGGAGAUGGAGGUGGAGUCUCAGAUGCACCUGUACGGCCACACGGCAGAGGUGACGGGCCUGUUCGUCUGCAAGCCCUACAGCAUCCUCAUCAGCGUCAGCAGGGACGGCACCUGCAUCCUCUGGGACCUCAACAGGUUGUGUUAUGUGCAGAGUCUGACGGGGCACAAGAGUCCUGUCACUGCCGUGUCCGCCAGCGAAACCACGGGGGACAUCGCCACGGUGUGCGACUCCGUGGGCGGGGGCAGUGACCUACGCCUGUGGACGGUAAACGGAGACCUGAUUGGUCACGUCCACUGCAGGGAGAUCAUCUGUUCGGUGGCCUUCUCCAAUCAGACGGAGGGGGUGUCGGUCAACGUCAUCGCUGGGGGUCUGGAAAACGGCGUGGUCAGACUGUGGAGCACGUGGGACCUGAAGCCCGUGAGGGAGGUCACCUUCCCGAAAUCCAACAGGCCCAUCGUCAGCCUGACGUACUCGUGUGACGGGCACCACCUGUACACGGCCAACAGCGACGGCACGGUGAUCGCCUGGUGCCGGCGGGACCAGCAGCGCAUGAAGCUGCCCAUGUUCUACUCCUUCCUCAGCAGCUACGCGGCCGGGUGACCCCGCCCCGCCACGCCCGGCCACGCCCAGUCACGCCCCCAAAAACGGGCCUUCCCGAGAAGCUUCGACCAGCCCCAGCAGCAGCAUGAACCCAAACGCCCAGGGUCGCCCCGCCCCGCCCCGCCCCCCGCACCGCCCAUUCCAGGGCCUUAAGCAGUCCAAGAGCCUACCAUAUGCACAUUAUGAGAUGAGAUGGGAGAUACGUUUUUUUGUUUUUUGUUUCAUAUUUGAUUUUGUGUGUGAUUGUGUGAAUGCGAUUGAGGAAGGGGGAGGUAG